ACAUUCUCUUGUUCUGUGCGAUGUGUGGCGAUGUGCGAUGAAAUCUUUACAUUAUUUUUUCCUAUCGCUUUACCAAGAUAAGAAUUUUCAAUAAAUAAUAGGAAGUGAUUACGAUAAACUAAGUGUUAAAGAAGAUUCAGAACACCGAGAAUAAUCUCUCUGCGAAAAGAGGUUGAAAUUACUGGUAUCCCAGAAGACUUCAUAUUCAGAUACGGAAGAACGGCUGCAGCAAUGCUGAAGCCUGUACUCUUUUUGACGACCCUCUUCUGGGUCGGAUCUGCCCUGAAUGGUGAGCUGGUGGAACAAGAAUGCCCGGUCGACUGUCACUGUCACUAUUUUCGAAUCAACUGGGUGACAGAUUGCUCGGAAAGCAACCUCACCAGCAUCCCUUACGACGAGCUCAGUUCCAACGUUUACAUUCUGGACAUGAACGGCAAUAACAUUGCUCACGUGGGCCCUUUUCCCCGAGACAUCAAACUUCGAAGGCUUCAAAUGGCCCACAAUUAUUUGACGCAGCUUUCUUACGAAUCAUUCGCUGGAUUGGUCUACCUUCUCGAUGCGGAUUUCUCAUACAACAGAAUCAAGAAGAUAGAUCCAGAAGCUUUUAGAGACAGUCCAGGAAUGAUAACGCUGGAGCUUCAGCACAAUCCCUUGGAGGAGGUGGAGGGUCACUUUUUGAACUGUCGAACCUUGCUUCACCUGGAUCUCAAUACAUGCGGAAUCCAUCGAUUAAAUGAUCGUUUUUUCCACAAUACCACGAAUCUGAAUAAGCUCGACCUUUCAAACAACCCCCUGCAGAGAAUUGAACCAGGUCCCUUUGACCACCUAACAAACCUGGAAUAUUUGAAGCUGAACAGUUGCAACCUGACCUACAUUUCCCCAGAAGCCUUCUCCCAAUUGGAGAACCUUCGAGAGCUUGAAAUGGCCGACAAUGACCUAAAGAGUAUCAGUUGGACGAGCAUUCUGGCUCCCCUGGUGCGUCUAGAACACUUGGACAUUAGUCAUACUGGAAUAACUAAUCUGCCAGGUGACGCCUUCGCCAAAAACUUGUACCUCCGCAACCUGGUGCUCGCCCACAACGAGCUCACACAUCUGGACGUCGGCAAUACCCUAGGACACAAUCUUCACAGCCUCCAGUCUCUGGACCUCUCCAACUGUAACCUGAAAGAUCAGCUUGGAGAGGAAGCUUUCAGAAAUGCCAGUAAGUUACGAGUUCUCAAUCUCAAUGGAAAUCCAACGUUUGCUGGAAACUUGACAGAAGUUCUGCGCCAUCUGCCAACAUUGCACAAACUGUCUUUGAGCAACUGUAGCCUCGAACAGCUCCCGAACGCAUUCGAUGUUUUAGAGAAUCUGGAGGAACUCGAUGUCUCCCACAAUCCCUUGUCAGACGCUUUUGUUAGAUUGAAUCCUCUCAAAUCGCUGGAGUUCCUAGACAUGUCUUACUGCAAUUUAGGCCACGUAGGGAACAAUACCUUCGCUCAGACGACCUCUCUCAAGAAGCUCGUUCUCUCGGGAAACAAACUCCAUAAUCUUGAACAAGGUCUCUUCGCCAACUUGACUCGUCUCGAGUCCUUGGAACUGAAGAACUGUGACCUCAAAAAUCCCGUUGAUCCGAAGGUCUUUGGCGAUCGAGUCUUGAUGGACAUCAUCGAAUUGAAACUCAGUGGUAAUCCUCUCGUAAUUCCAGAGGACGGUCCUCUACUUCCAAAGCAACUUUCUGGCCUCGAGAUUCUCGAUUUGAGUAAUUGCAGUUUGAAGAAUCUGCAAGAGAAUGUGUUCGCGCGAACAAGAAACCUAACGCAGCUCAACCUCUCUGGAAACAAGAUAGCAGGUCCGGAUAAUCUCGCAGGUCUCAAGAAACUUGAACAACUUGAGCACCUUGACCUGAGCAAUAAUAAUCUCCAAACGAUUCAUCCCCGAGUAUUCAAAGCCAAUCCUCGACUUCUAUCUGUCAACUUGAUGAACAAUCCCUUUGUCUGCAACUGCUCAAUUGUGGACGUUUGGAACUGGGCAGUUGAGGUCAAAAGCGAUCUGAAUGUCCUUGUUGGAAGCCAGCCCUCGUACUUUGCUGCUGAUGCCGCGAAACUUCGCAAGAGUCUGUCCUGUUCUUACGAUCUGGUGACCUACCGAACCAUAAUGGAUCAGAAUCGAAGUGCAACAGAUCGCAGGCCAUUCUUGCGCAAAGGCGAUCUCACGCCGAACCGAACAUGGGCCAAGUACAUUCGCGAGUCAAGUUGCGGAAAGUCAUGAUAUACGGGGGCCAGAUUUCAAGAUCCGAUGACAAAUGCCUAUCAAGAGUCAACUGAUAGGCGCAAAGUAGAACUCUAGAUACGUUCAAUUUUAGUAUUCAGCUAUGAACGAACUGCAAGUACAAUCCGUGUUAGAUUUUAGUUUAGACUGAUAUUUUCGAGCCUGGCAGUAGGUUAAAUUAAAGAUAAUUGAGAUUAUGAUUAUGGAUAAGAUCAAUUGAGAUUAAAAUGAAGAUCAAGAUUAGGGUGGGUCGUUUAUCGUAAAAAAUUUUUCGAUCUAAUCCCGUUGCGGAAGAUCUGUGAUCCGUAUUCGAGUAUUGCCGAAAGAAGCAAGCGUAUUCAUAGAGAUUAGGAAUGGAACUUGUGCUAGCAAGGAUCAUCAGCGACAUUAUCAGUGUUGCUAUUUAAAGUCUUCUUCGAUUUUCACAUAACCACGAUCAAUUUCGCUGAAAUGAAACCUAGUUUUUGAAAAGCGAACGUCAUUUUUUGUCUGGAACAAAACAGUAACUACGAUCUGUUGUCUUAAAGAACAAAAUGUUUGCUGAAAUAGGCGGAGUCAUAGCUGAAUUCAAGAGAGCAUAUUCUAAGAGUUCGUAGAGGUUGUUAUACAUCGGAUACUGAAAUCUAGCCGUGUCACCGUACGCAAAACCAAAAAGACGCAAGAUGCAAAUUUGAAUAUUCUGUAGAAUAUUCAUGAGAAAACUUUUUUCUUUUUCAAUUGUUAUCAGAGUUUCGAGUUGUAAUUCAAUUUCCGCAAUUGUCUCAUGGACGCUUUUAUGAAUACGUAAUUACACGUGUACGUAAUUAUGGUUACUUUAAAAAUCACUCAAAGUUACGACCGUAGGUAGUUUAACGAGCAUUCGUAUUCUGAAAAUUGAAUACCCUUGAAGGCCAUUUUUUUUUUGUUCUUUGCUGUUUUCUGAACGUUUUAAUACUUAAGUUUUGAGAUAAGAAGUUGUUUUUUUUACAUAUGUUUAUUUUCCUUUCACGCCGGAUGGAUUAAGUUAUGAUUAAAUAAAUAUUCCAUCAAAAAGAAAUUUUAGGAGAGGGUUCCAUGGAACAAGUUUUGUAAGAUUUUGCGUUUUUUUUAAGCUAGAAGUUAGAACGUGGUUAUGAUCAACACUGGUGAAGAUUAGUAUGAUUUCAUUGUACCCAUCUCUGUAUAAGACUGUUUAAUAAAGGCGUCAUUUUUCUUCUUAUUUGUUUGGAGCCUUAAAA
Belonocnema kinseyi is the source of this 3467-nucleotide messenger RNA. Its product is annotated as protein artichoke-like. The record is from RefSeq and is a predicted model, not a curated record. Gene Ontology annotation, cellular component: voltage-gated potassium channel complex. The transcript is spliced from 4 exons. NCBI's taxonomy places the organism in Eukaryota, Metazoa, Arthropoda, Insecta, Hymenoptera, Cynipidae. Bases 232 to 2250 code for a protein of 672 amino acids. Gene Ontology annotation, molecular function: transmembrane transporter binding; potassium channel activator activity; voltage-gated potassium channel activity.